GCCGCAUCCAUCGCAAACGAGGGGGUUUUCAGUCCGCGAACAUACGCGAUCAGGUCCGCUUCGAAGGAAGACCGGAUUGUAACGCACAGCGAAUUGUCAAAUGACAAAAUUGUACGAGUCGAAUUAUUAUGCAGUGCGCAGAGUGUGAUCGUGGAAACGACCAAAAAGUCACUUGCAAAUCAAUAAUUGUUCAGUAAAACGAACGCGUCGGACGUACAUAACAAUGGCAACUAGGAGAUUAGCCAUAUCGCGGGCCUUUGUUUGUUGCUCGAAUAUAAUUUUCUUGAUUUCAGGUUUUGCAUUGAUGUCAUUGGGUGGUUUAUUAUUAGCCGAUAGUGAACGGAUUUUAUUAUCGCGUCUACUAGGACCUGGUGACAUUCAUCCCGAUCAACCACUCUUUUAUUAUUUAGCUUUUGCUAUAGUUGCACUAGGAUUUCUCAUCGCUAUCACCGGACUUCUCGGAUGCUGGGCAGCUUGUCUCUUCAAUCGUUGCAUCACAAUCUCCUAUCUCGUGACGAUAAUCUUGCUGCUACUCGGUGAAUGUACCGUAUGUAUUAUCGCUGUUUUUUGGCCUCAUAUAUUGGGGAUCGAUGUAAGACCGGCGCGUUUAAUACGCGCUUUGCAACGUAGUUACGCCGUUCCCGGACGCGAACAAUUCACAGCAGCCCUCGAUCUUGCACAAACGACGUUCGCCUGUUGCGGCAUAAACGGAAGUAGCAAUUACGGCACGUCGUGGUGGCGGCUGCAGGAAGUCGGCCGAAGAGAAUUAGUAGUACCUCUCAGUUGCUGCACCCUUAAUAAUGCCAAUGAGACGGACUCUUUCCUCAACCCUGAGCCUGCCAAUCUCACUUUCUGCCAGGCUCUGAACCCUGCCGAACAUCAAUACGCCCGACACACAGCGGGUUGUCUUGAACAUAUCGAGAAGUGGACACAGGAUCAGGCACUAAUCCUGCUGGCUAUUAUAUUAGCUGUCAUGUUUGUCGAAGUCACGACGCUUCUCAGCAUACUUUUCGCUUGCUCUCGAGGAAACAGGAGAAGCAAAUCGCAGGCGUCGACUUUUACUUCUACGCAGACUUUAAGCCCAUUCACCGAGAGCGAGCACGAUUUUGAGGGCAGUCAAGGACAGACAGCGGUUGACGUUAAAGAGGCAAAUAAGCGAGAAACCACAUGCGAUGAUACUAAAUACAGUGUAUUAGCUUCGAGUAGAAAGAGCAUAAUCGAGGAAUGGCGAAAUCCUCCCAAGUACUCCGAGGAUUUAUUACAAAACGAUCAAACGUAUGAGGAACGAGCGGUCGACGUUAUAAUCGAUAAUCGUCCUCAGGAAUAUCUUAAAAGAUUCUCACAGAAUGCGCCGCCCUUAAAGAUCGUGAAUGAUAACGCCAAGAAAAUUAGCAACAAUGACAAGCUGAUUAAGAUUAAAAGACCUCAAGGUGGCGGUACAGUUAGAAGCAUCCCCAUUAAAGAUUACCAAGCAUCGAUCGCGUAUAACAUCGGAACCUUGCGACGAUCCGUGGCACCUCAAUUGCAAUUCGAGACUCUAGUCUCCGAACCUGAGAAGAGCGUCUAUAUGUCGUCGAGGAAAAUCAUUCCUAUAACCAGUAACUUGCAUCAUCGGACAGCGUCGCAGAUUACGUGCACCGCUGCGCAAAUGGAAGCCAAUAAUGCUCGCAGGAGAUCUCUCUGUCACUAUUGUAACAGUCAAUCACGUGAUCCACGUGGCUGUUGUUGCGUUGAUCCGAACAAAAACGAAGAGACUCGAUAUUUUAGUAAGAUGAAAGAUCCAAAGACUCAAGACGGUUCCGAUAUAGAUGAAUAUUUUCACAGGAGUUCACAUAGGAGAUUUAAUUCGAAUUACGAUCACCGCCCUUCAAAAUGUACGCACGAGUCUUCGGGAAAUGCAGCAAUGGCAACGUGUACAAAAGAUGAAAAGGCGGAAAACACGGAUGCGUUACGAGUAUCGCAGGGUCACGUUGGUCAAAAGAUAUCGGCGUACGAGCAGAACGCUCGACGUAGCCUGCGCGAGUCCAAUCCUAGGUAUCGAUCGCUCUUCGAGGUAAAGGGACACCGAGGCAUCGGUGUGCCGUUGGUAGGUAUGCACAACGCCUGCGGCUUACCUGUCGUAGCUUCCUGGCACAAUCACGAGCUGCUUCUGGAUCCUCUGCGAAUUGCAAGGACCGUGAGGUCUGUUUAUAAGGGUCCUCGCACCGUGCCGAACGUGCGACGUCGAACUCAAAAGCGAAAAGCGCCGCAGCCAGAUCGCACGAUGAUACAUUCUAGAAACGUUGAUCACAACGUUACACGAUCGACAAUCAAGUCGGUGGGUCAUUCCGAUAAUAUUAACAGCGGCGAGAGAUCCAGGCGGAAACAUCGUCGUCCAUCGUUUACCACGACGAAAGCGGGAUCGUUGUCCUCGAAAAAUUCCUUCAAGAAAACGACUAGAUCCAAAAGGCAUGGGAUUAAAGUGAGCUCGCUGGUAGAUACAUUUGGCAGGAUUAAAACCGGAAGCGCGAAGAGAACCACUCUGUAUGCAAAAGAUGACGGGGAGGAGGCUGUACAAGUUCUGAAAAGUUUAUGUUUGAAUCCUUUAGCGCGUGCCAAUUCGGAAACGGAUAUGAUGUGGUGAAGCUCAUUAACGUACUUUUUGUUUUUACUAUAAUUAAUAUAUUAAUAUAUUUUAUUAUACUAUUUAAAGUAAAAAAAACAUAAGUAUAUCUAUUGUGCAAGCGAUUUAUAAUGGACAUCUUCUUUGCUAUUUAAUUUACAGCCAAAUACAUAAAAAAAGACAGCAAAGUGUAAAACAAUAGCUUUUUUUAAUUAUUUUUUUCUAUUUAUAUCUUAUGCGUUCGUUAUCACUUCUCAUACAUUCGUAGGAGUAUAUUAAUGUAUAUGAGUUA
Messenger RNA from Nylanderia fulva, 2894 nucleotides. The record is from RefSeq and is a predicted model, not a curated record. Lineage: Eukaryota; Metazoa; Arthropoda; Insecta; Hymenoptera; Formicidae.